This is a messenger RNA of Scomber japonicus (chub mackerel), 1464 nucleotides long. It is a transcript of the gene btbd17b, whose product is annotated as BTB (POZ) domain containing 17b. The record is from RefSeq and is a predicted model, not a curated record. The annotation marks the transcript as partial. The transcript has 3 exons. NCBI's taxonomy places the organism in Eukaryota, Metazoa, Chordata, Actinopteri, Scombriformes, Scombridae. Gene Ontology annotation, molecular function: protein binding.
UGAGAAGAUAUGAUGCGCUUAUGUGAACAAGGCACCCCUGCCUGGGUCUAUGUGGGCACCCUGCUCCUCUUAAUCAACUUCCACUCUGUCACAGUUAGUGGAGCUGCCCUGAAGCAGGAGGUAGGAUUGGACAAUGGUGCCACGGUGCUGAAUCACUCCAUUAGUUUGGUGCAGCGCAUGGAGACCCUACUGGCUAUGGGGAAUAGUAGUGAUGUCACUCUUCGUGUGAAGACCAUCAACUCGGACGAGGUGAAGGUGAUCCAAGCCCACAGCCUGAUUCUCACUCUCCAGAGUGACGUGUUUGAGGAACUGCUGCUCACUCGCAAUAACAGUGUUGUGGUUUUGAGGGAGACACCUGAAUGUGCAGCUGUCUUUGACAAGUUUAUCAGGUAUCUGUACUGCGGUGACAUCUCUGUGCGGCUAGGUCAGGCCAUUUCUCUGCAUAAGCUGGCCAGCAAGUACCAUGUAUGGAGCUUGCAGCAGGGUCUGACCCAAUAUAUGACCCAGCAUCUGUCUAGUGAUUCUCCCACAGGCCAUGUGGUUGGUUGGUACAACUAUGCACUACAAAUUGGGGACAUGGCCCUGCGGGACAGCUGCCUGCAGUACCUGUCCUGGAACUUGUCUUCUGUGCUACAGAGCGAAGAAUGGAGCUCCAUCAGUGAGGACCUACUACUCUCCUUGCUCCAACGAUCUGACCUCAUUUUGCAGAGUGAGGUGGAGCUCUACGAAGCUCUGGAGGCCUGGAUUAACCAGAACCAGCCUGUCAGUAUGACAGUGGAAAGUGCCCUAAGGGCUGUUCGAUAUGGCAUGAUCCCCCCUCAUCAUCUCUUCCGUCUUCAGAAGCAAUCCCCCCUCAUGAUAAAGUAUUAUGAGUCUAUCCGUGAUCUCCUCUAUCUAGCUUUCCAAUUCCACUCUGCCUCACCUAUCCAGCUGGCCAAGUACUAUGAUGUCAACUGCAGCAUUUUCACUCCUCGUAACUACCUGUCCUCCUCCUGGGGUUCCCCUUGGGUCAUCAAUAACCCGACCCGUGAUGACCGCAGCUUCAGCUUCCAGACCCAGCUCGGGCCCAGCAGCUAUGACUCCACUAAAAGAGUGACAUGGAAUGCCCUUUUCUCCCCUCGCUGGCUCCCACUUAGCGCUAGGUCAACCUAUACUGAGCUAGGUGCCAUGCAGCCCACCCGCACAGAUGGAGGUCGACCUCGCAUCAUUGUUACACCAGCUACCUCUAGUCCAGACUUUGCAGGUGUGAGUUUCCAGAAGACCAUAAUUGUGAUGGCAAGACAGCAAGGAAAAAUAGUAGUUCGCCAUGUCUACAAUUUCCACCAGAGUACCGAGGAAGCCGGGGAUUUCCUGGUGGAUGCCGACCUGCAGCGCCGUGCAUCUGAGUACCUAAUCGACAGCUCCCUCUAUCUGCACAUUGUGAUAAAGCCUCUCUACCAUACCCUCCUUGUUGCCAGGAAGUAA